AAUCAAUUCAUGCAUAUGCUACCUUUCAUCACUACAAGAGCGCAUUCUCGUGAACUGUUUAGGAAGUAAUAAGUUCCAAGAUGUUCGCUUACGCUAUACGUUCAUACUUCCUCGUCGCCAUCGUAGCUGCCAGUCUUUGGCGUACGCCAUGCCGAAACAAUCCAUGCCAAAACGGAGGCGCGUGCUAUUCUUUCCCGAACCACAGUGAGGAAUUCGUCUGCAUAUGUACUGCCGGAUGGGACGGACAAUUCUGCACGACUCCUUUCCGGUACAUGGGAUGUUUUACUGACACUUCGACCCGUAUCAUGCAUGUCAGACUACCUGAUUCGAAAUCAAACUCGCCGAUGGAGUGCGCCGCUCGUUGCCAUGGCUACGCUUAUAGCGGCACGCAGGUCGGCAUCGAGUGCUAUUGUGGAGACUGUCUGAACGCCGUGAAAAGGCCGGAUAGCGAAUGUAUCAAGGCGUGUCCUGGGGACAGCAGCAAGUAUUGCGGUGCAGACUGGAGGAUGAGCGUCUACAGCAACAGGGCUGUGGGAAUGCCUCGUGAAGAAGGAAAAUUGUGGUUCAGAAACAACACUGUGUGAGCUGAUACCAACUGCCCGAAUGACACGUUUCGCCUAUCGAAAACUGAUUGCUUUGGUUAUUUCUAUAGAACAAUAUAUUCUUCCUCUUAACUUAGUGCCUUAUUACAAAGAAAAGUGUUUGCAUUCUACUUUGCUAAGCAGUUUCAGCAUGGAUAAAAGUUAUAUUAAAGACUGAUUCUCCUAUGUUUAUGUAUGCUCACAAUAAAAGCUUUCUUCGGCAA
Dreissena polymorpha is the source of this 805-nucleotide messenger RNA. RefSeq lists its product as uncharacterized. Bases 81 to 584 code for a protein of 167 amino acids. The record is from RefSeq and is a predicted model, not a curated record. The transcript has 5 exons. NCBI's taxonomy places the organism in Eukaryota, Metazoa, Mollusca, Bivalvia, Myida, Dreissenidae.